Trachemys scripta elegans is the source of this 1840-nucleotide messenger RNA. It is a transcript of the gene TENT5B, whose product is annotated as terminal nucleotidyltransferase 5B. Gene Ontology annotation, biological process: mRNA stabilization. Gene Ontology annotation, molecular function: poly(A) RNA polymerase activity; RNA binding. The record is from RefSeq and is a predicted model, not a curated record. The transcript has 2 exons. Bases 192 to 1385 code for a protein of 397 amino acids. NCBI's taxonomy places the organism in Eukaryota, Metazoa, Chordata, Testudines, Emydidae.
AGCGUCGCCGGCGCGCAGCACGGGGAGUUCGGACACGGCGCCGGCUCACACGGGUUCUCCUCAGCCUCCCCUCAGAAUUGUGGUGUUGUUUUUUUAAGCCCCUCACUUCCGGUUGUUUUCUUGCCCGCUUCCGGGUGACUUGGGCUCGGCUUCCGGUGGCGUUUCCCAGGAGCGGCGCGGGGCGGGUGGCGAUGCUGUCAGCGGCGGCGCCCGGGGCUGGCGGCUCGGAGCGGCCCGGCGGCCGGUUCAGCGUGCUGAGCUGGGAGCAGGUGCAGCGGCUGGACCAGAUCCUGGGCGAGGCUGUGCCCAUCCACGGCCGGGGCAACUUCCCCACCCUGUCCGUGCGGCCCCGCAGGAUCGUGCAGGUGGUCCGCAGCCGUCUGGAAAAGAAGGGAAUUGCAGUCCAUAAUGUCAGGUUGAAUGGCUCAGCAGCUAGCCAUGUCCUACAUCAAGAUAGUGGCCUAGGGUACAAAGACUUGGACCUCAUUUUUUGUGUGGAUCUGAAGAGUGAGGAUUCUUUCCAGCUAGUUAAAGAUGUGGUCAUGGACUGUCUCCUGGACUUCCUCCCAGAAGGCGUAAACAAAGACAAGAUCACCCCCAUGACUCUGAAGGAGGCAUAUGUGCAGAAACUAGUGAAAGUAUGUAAUGAAACAGACCGCUGGAGCCUUAUAUCACUGUCUAAUAACAGUGGGAAAAAUGUGGAACUCAAAUUUGUGGACUCUCUCAGACGGCAGUUUGAGUUCAGCGUGGACUCCUUCCAGAUCAUAUUGGAUUCACUGUUACUAUUCAGAGAGUGUUCAGAGAACCCCAUGUCUGAGAACUUCCACCCCACAGUCACUGGGGAAAGCAUGUAUGGGGACUUUGGGGAAGCGAUGGACCAUCUCAGGAGCCGAAUCAUCGCCACCAGGAACCCAGAAGAAAUUAGAGGUGGUGGGCUUCUGAAGUACUGCAAUCUCCUGGUGAGGGGGUUUAAGCCCAAGUCGGAAGUAGAUAUGAAGGCGCUACAGAGAUACAUGUGCUCUAGGUUUUUCAUAGACUUUUCUGACAUUGGAGAACAGCAGCGGAAGCUCGAGUGUUACCUUCAGAGUCACUUUGUUGGGAUGGAGAGCAAAAGGUAUGACUGCCUAAUGACCCUGCACCGGGUGGUGAAUGAAAGUACAGUGUGCCUGAUGGGACAUGAAAGGAGGCAAACUCUGAACCUCAUUGCCAUGCUGGCUGUGAGAGUGCUGGCUGAGCAGAACAUCAUCCCGACAGUAACCAAUGUGACCUGCUACUAUCAGCCAGCACCCUACGUCAGUGAAAUAAACUUCAACUACUACGUCACCCAUGUGCAACCCCUUCGGCCUUGCAGUCACUCCUACCCAACAUGGCUUCCUUGUAACUGAGCAUGGACAGCACUCUCCAGGAUCUGUAUUCCAGGGUGCUCCCUGGCCUUGGCAGCCUUCUGGAAGAACUGUGACAAAAGGCAAUAUACUGGACUCUUUCUCGAGAGUUUCUUGUUCCCAAGUUUGUUUGGAACUAGCUGUGUCUGCUGUACGCUGUGGAGAUUGGAUGUGCAGUGUUAUUGGAAACUGUAGAUGAUCCGAAAUGUUUACAGGAAGACUUAUGAAUUAUGUAGGCAACAGGGGAGUUAGGGGGUUUGUAGGGUUAGACUAAAGGUAGAGCUGCACUGCCCUGAAAUGCAAAUCAGUCUGAAUUUCCUUUUGGGUGCAGGAGGUGUUAAGGUUUGUGCAGACUCAUGGUUUCUGAAGAUAGAAGCCAGGGUGGCUGAUUCCUUUGAAGGACCAAAGAAUCCUGUUCUUAAGUGCCUGUAACAAUAUAAACACAAUUGUACUGUAAA